Messenger RNA from Truncatella angustata, 1137 nucleotides. RefSeq lists its product as uncharacterized. Lineage: Eukaryota; Fungi; Ascomycota; Sordariomycetes; Amphisphaeriales; Sporocadaceae. Gene Ontology annotation, molecular function: electron-transferring-flavoprotein dehydrogenase activity; flavin adenine dinucleotide binding. The record is from RefSeq and is a predicted model, not a curated record. The transcript is spliced from 2 exons. Bases 1 to 1137 code for a protein of 378 amino acids. Gene Ontology annotation, cellular component: cytoplasm.
AUGACACAAACCAUUGUCGUCCUUGGAGGCUCAUAUGCCGGUCUCCAGAUCGCUCACAGGCUGGUGAAGAAUACCAGGAAAUCUGUACAGGAUUUGAAGGUUAUUUUGGUGUCUAAGAACUCUCACUUUUACUGGAAUCUCGCCUCAGUGCGCGCCAUCAUCCCCGGCAUUUUGAAGGACGAGGAAUACAGCCAGCCUAUUGAGAAGGGCUUCGCCAAGUACCCCUCCGAUGCUUUCGAGUUCAUCGUAGGCACCGCUUCAGCCACUGACCUCGACGCCAAGAGCGUCACCGUUUCCACCGCGGAUGGCGGCGAGCGCGUCCUGAGCUACGACCACCUGGUCCUGGCGACGGGUACACGCACAGCCGGCGACGAGGUGGUGCCCUGGAAGGCCAACGGGUCGCACGAGGAGAUCAUGGACUCGCUGCACAAGACGGCGGAGAAGGUCGCGGCGGCGAAGCACAUCGUGGUCGCCGGCGCCGGAGCGACAGGUGUCGAGGUGGCCGGCGAGCUCGGGUUCGAGUACGGCAAGAACAAGGACAAGGAGAUCCUGCUGCUGUCGGGCGGCAGCACGGUCCUGCCCGGCGACAUCCUGGCCAGCAACGCGGAGAGCGAGCUCAAGAAGCUGGGCGUCGUCAUCAAGACGGGCGCGCGCGUCGCGGGCACCGCGGUGCUGCCGGACGGCAAGACCGAGGUGACGCUCCAGAGUGGCGAGAAGAUCCUCACGGACCUGUACCUGCCGACCAUGGGCAUGGCGGCCAACACGGAGUACCUGCCGGAGAAGGUGCUGAGGGAGGACGGCUCCAAGUUCGUGGCCAUCGACGAGUUCUACCGCGUCAAGAACGCGACCAACGUCUGGGCCGCCGGCGAUAUCGUGUGGUCGCCCCGCGGCGGAUACGUGCUCGCCGACAAGCAGGCCGCGGGCGUGUCCAAGAACGUCGACCUCGUCCUCCACGGCAAGAACCCGACGCCCGUCAAGACGCUGCCCAUCGAUGUCUUGGUCGCCGCCACGGGCAGGAGCCGCGGUGUCGGCCGUCUGGGGUCCGUCAAGGUCUUCUCCUACAUGGUCUACAUGAUCAAGGGCAAGACGCUCGGCGUACAGCAGCUACCCGGUAUCCUGAACGGAACGAAUUACUAG